AUGGUUAUAGCCUUUCUCAACAGCAAGAUUCCUGACGAGUACGAGAUCUACUGUAUGCAACCCCAGGGCUCCUCUGAUGGAACCAAGCGCGUUUGGAAGCUCAACCAAGCUCUGUAUGGCCCUCGCAAGGCUCCCCUGUGGUGGUUUGAGACCCUUGUCAAAGUCAUGAAGGACGCUGGAUUCGUCCCCAUGUCAACAGAGAUGUGUCUCUUCAAGCAUGAGAAGCUGGGCGUACUGGUUCUUAUCUAUGUGGACGACAUCCUGGAGAUGAGAUUGAUAUCCAAGUUCCUUGGACUCCGAAUUCGACGGAACCUUGAUACGAAUCGGGUGUUCAUUGACCAAGAGGAAUACGUCAAGAAGAUUGUGUCCAAGUACGGCGAGGAGACCACCAAAUACACGGGAACACCCUGGAAGACAGACACUGUGAUUCCGCCUUCCUGGGAAUCAGUUUCAGACGUUCUGAAGAAGCGUUAUCUCAAACAGACUGGUUCCCUCAACUACGCCUCCACUAAUACACGCCCUGACAUCGUGAAGACCGUCAGCACGUUGUGUGAGGCCAAUUCCAACCCUUGA
Messenger RNA from Anthostomella pinea, 573 nucleotides. NCBI's taxonomy places the organism in Eukaryota, Fungi, Ascomycota, Sordariomycetes, Xylariales, Xylariaceae. The record is from the annotation of a GenBank genome assembly.